AUGCUGUCUAAGCUUUUGACAGCCUCGCUGCUUGCCAUUGGAGCUGCUGCCAUUCCUCUCGAGGGAGGCAUGGAGAAGCGCAGCUGUCCCGCCAUACACGUUUUCGGUGCCCGUGAAACCACCGCCUCUCCUGGAUAUGGCUCUUCUAGCACUGUGGUAAACGGAGUUCUCAGUGCCUAUUCGGGCUCAACUGCGGAGGCAAUUAGCUACCCUGCUUGCGGUGGACAAUCCUCUUGUGGAAGCGUCAGCUAUUCUAGCUCGGUCGCUCAGGGUAUCGCUGCUGUAGCAUCCGCGGUGAACUCCUUCAAUUCCCAAUGCCCAAGCACCAAACUGGUCUUGGUUGGCUACUCGCAGGGUGGCGAGAUCAUGGAUGCGGCCCUGUGCGGUGGCGGCGAUCCCAAUCAGGGAUACACCAACACCGCUGUGCAGCUUUCUUCAGCAGCUGUCAACAUGGUCAAGGCUGCAAUUUUCAUGGGCGAUCCGAUGUUCAGAGCGGGUCUGUCGUAUGAUGUUGGAACUUGUGCAGCUGGCGGUUUCGAUGAGCGCCCGGCUGGCUUUUCUUGCCCUUCCGCUAGUAAGAUUCAGUCUUACUGUGACGCUUCGGAUCCGUACUGCUGCAAUGGUAGCAAUGCGGCGACUCACCAAGGUUAUGGAUCUGAGUAUGGUUCUCAGGCUUUGGCCUUUAUCAAGACCAAGCUUGCUUAA
Messenger RNA from Penicillium brasilianum, 705 nucleotides. NCBI's taxonomy places the organism in Eukaryota, Fungi, Ascomycota, Eurotiomycetes, Eurotiales, Aspergillaceae. The record is from the annotation of a GenBank genome assembly.